UGUUGAUCCAGUCAGGCUGACACUCGGUCUCUGGAGGCAGCGGCAGGCUCUGGCUCUUCUUCCUCUUUCUGCUGGCUUUCAUCUAAGCCACUAACCACCCAGAGAGAUCCAAGGAGGAAAACCUGCCAGAAGGGAAAGAAGAGUGGAAAGAAGUCAGCGCAGUGGAAGGAGAAUGGACUGAAGGCCGUCUGCAGCUGAAAGGAAACCAUGUCUUCGAUACUCACCUGGACCUGCUUCCUGCUGUGGAUCGGCUUCUCCCUGCAGGACAAAACCCCAGACGUCACUGUGACCUGCUUCGUCUCCAAGGAGUGUUCCCUUCCCUGCAGCUUCCAGCCGGGCGGCGAGGAAACCGUGGAGUGGUUCCGGCAGGACGUGGUCGUCUACAAGUUCGAGCGGAGCGACGACGACGACGAUGACGAUGAUGACGACGACGACAGCAGCGACAGCAGCAGCAGCAAAGAGCACGUCGAGCACGUCGAGCACGAGGAGCUCGCCGAACGAGCCUCCGUCUCCCCACACCUGGUAACCCGCGGCAACGCCACCCUCGUCCUCAGGAGCAGCAGCCUGAAGGACCGAGGCACCUACAGGUGUCACGUUCACACCAAGAAGGGCAAUCACACCGCCAAGGUCAUCCUCAAGGUGGAAGCGCCGAUCCAGGGCCUGUUCCUGGAGCUGUCCAGGCUCAGCGGCUAUGAGGAGAUGAAGUGCACGGUCCGGGACGUCUACCCGCCUCCUCGGGUCACCUGGGCGACCGAGCCGCCCACCUUCGAGGACCUCCGACCUGUCACACGGAUGCAGGCCGACAAGAAGGGCCUGUACAUGGUGGACAGCCGCCUUAAGAUGCUCAACGGGCGGCCGGACCUCAUCUACAUCUGCAAGGUCACCACUUCCUACGGAGGGCCGGCCUGGACGGCUUCGCUCAGGGAGAGAGAGAUUCGAGGCAGUCAGGGCCGGGACCUGACCAUCCCCUGCAGCUCUCCGGCUUACCUCAGCAGCCCAUCGCUCCACUGGAGCUUCUCCAAUGGCGAGGAGGAUCCGGCCCCCAUCCUCAGCUACGACAGCCGGUCGGGCCACAGCGUCUCGUCGCCGUCGUGGGACGACCACGUGGAGCUGGACGGCUUCAGGGUCCCGUUCGGGGACGGAUCCCUGCGACUGAUGGACCCCAAACACUCGGAGCACAGCGGCAGCUACAUCUGCGAGUUCUCCAUGCCGCACAGCCUGCACACCGAACGCAGCCAAGUCACCAUCGCUGGAGGUAUACGAAGCCCAGCAGAUGAUCAAUCUCAUUGGUGGAUCGUCGCCGUGGUGAUCGUAGGGCUGGUUCUGGCUCUAGCUGGGAUGUUGGCCUACCUGAAGCUGAGAGGAAGAAGCCCGAAGCCCAGAAAUGAUCCAGACGAGAUCACGGAGCUGCAUUCAGUCAAAGAUGCAGCAGCUGACAGUAACCUGAAUGAAAGCAGCCCGUUCGCUGUCGGCGGCACCAACGGACAGUCAAACCUCCAGACUGGGACUCGGCUGACCUGAGAACCAACAGAAAUGACGACCUAAACUAACAACGCACUAACAAGGCAAACACGCACACGGCUACACACUGAAGAGGAACGGAGGGCUUCUUGGAAACAGGAAGUCGCUUAAAGGAUUUAUUAUUAAAGGAUCACAGCGUACACUUUAAAGUUACUAUUUUGGCUUGUUUUUGAGUCUACAGCUACUUUCCAGACUGCGCAUGUUGACGUUGAACAGACGAUACUUUCAGCGCCUCCAUGAAGGGUUGCUGAGCCCUGAUAGAGCAGCAACGGAUCUGAAGUUGAACUGUUUGUUUGUGGAGAUCCCUACAAGUAGCUUCUUCUGAUUCUGAAAACCUGCUGGAAUCUCACGAGAGUCUGAAUUAUCUUGAAAGACUACCGAGAAGGUCAAGCUGAAGCACUUUCUGAUGGUCCAGGAGCUACUGUGGUAGUUUGCAGUGGAGCUUUAAGUCCUGCUCUCUCCAGACAGCAGUGAAACUAAAUUAACCAGCGUCUGUGGUGUAGGUUUGGCUCCAGAUGGUGAAUUUAUGACGUCUGAUGAUUUUAUUCCAAAACACAGACCACUUUGACUAAGAAAAGCUUCAUUGGAGAGAAAAUGAACCAUUAACUGACGUAUAAAGACGUAUACAGACCAUUGUUCGUAUAUCUCUGCAGUAGAGUGUUUUAUUCCUGCAACAGAAGAGUUUAGAUGAACCCGAAUCAGGCAAUACAGGUGAUAAAUCAUAGUUUUACUGCAGGAACUUGUAAUAGGAACUAUUACUGAGCAGCAUGUCUGCAGCAGAGGACGAAGCAUUUUCAGGAAUUUUCUGUCAUUGAUGGUGAUAUUAGGGAGGAAAAAACUGCUACGAGACGAGGACAAAUACUCAUUAGUGGUUUUUCAGAAGUACCUAUAUUGAAGUAGGUCCUUUAUUUCCAUCAAAAACAGCCUUCAGAGAGAUUCUACAGAGGAGGUUUCUUCAGCUUCCUCUAUUUUGGAUGUUCCAUCCUCUUAAACCUCCAUCAAAGUGCCUUAGGGUGAGUCAGCAGAACUGAACCCGACAAGAAAAACUGCACUAAUUUACUUCGACAUCGAGAUCCAAUCCACUGAUCGCAACGGUUCCACUGAAAUAUACUGAGUUGGCAGCAUAACUCCACCUUUUUAAAUGUUGGUGGGACAUUAUUCGCACACUGAGUAAACACCGGUUGCCAUGACGACAAGAGGUGGACGUUGUAUUGUUUGAUUAUGUUGACAAAAUGAUGGUGUUGGAGUUCUUCAAAGCAGAGAUGUGAUAAAGGGACUUCCUUUAGUUCCUGAUUUUGCACUAUUUCCUCGAAAGGGUCAUUGGAAGACUGAGAUUUGUGCCACCAUAAUGAAGCAAAACUUCCUAAAUAUUAAACAAAAAUAAGAAUUGAAUGCAAAAAAGUAACAUCACAGUAAAAUUAUAACUUUCAUACAAAUUAUGGGACUUUUUUUGAUCGCUUUUACCCUCACUGUUGGUUUUGACUGACCCAUACAUUGAUUCCAAAAUGCAAUUUGGACCAAUGGAAUUCACAAAUCACAAAGGCUGCAAGACUUGUCAACAGUUUGACAAACUCUUGCUACCGUCAGUGAAUGUUGAAGUGAAAUCUGACUAUAAAAAAUGUAAUUAUUAACCAAAAUGUGGUACCUAUCAGAAAACUAACAGGGAGACAUUUUCCAUAUAUCGAUUAGCCCUUUUGUUAGCUUUGUGCUAACUCUUUUGUUUUCUACUUGCUAAUGAGUUUUUCAGUGUCUGCGUUUUCGCUAUUCUCCUGCUCACUGAGCUAAUUUUAUUAUAACACAGCCCAAUUUCCAAAAAAUCUUGUUCACAUUUACAUAUUUUACAGUUUCUCUUGUCAGACAGUGAAACAAGUGUGACAUAGUGACUGAAACGCUGUCCGUUAGCAUGACAUAUUAGCCAGCGGUCACUACCAAACUGCUCCUCUGUGCCGUUAAUAUCCUGAAAUCACCAUAAGCAUGAGCUAAAAGCAGCUGUAUUGGGAAUUUGGUGUUAAUUAAAUCUGUAAUUUACACUCUGAUAGAAAGUUAGACGCAGCAGGGGGUGUUUAUUGAUUCUGAGUAUUAGCCAAUUAGCAAAAUUAACCAAUGUGGAUCGAAAAGUCAGGCAGCGAGAAGCCGACAGUGAUGGUAAAAGAUGCUGAGUGAACUGUGAAAAACACGCAUUAUCAAAAUUUAAAUAGUUUUUUUUUUCCUCAGUCAAAUUAGCGUCUUGGUUUAUUUUGGCACAAAUCUGCUUCCGUAUCAGAAAAUCUUUUGGGGGAAAAAACAAAAAGCUGCAUCAGAAAUCCUACAGACUCAAUGUUUUUGAGUCUGAUAUGCAAUAAAAAAAAGAGUUUGUGUCAUUAUUUAUGAUGUGAAAAACAGGCGAGGAUGUGUUUUCUUUUGAGGCUGGAGUCUAUGAAGGUUGUUCAAAUCAAAGACUAACCUCAUGUUCUGGCUCUAGCCUGAGCUUGAAGAGUUCUGCCUCCUGUUUUGUGAGUCAUAAAGGUUUACGAGAGUAAAUGAACAAAAAUGAACUUCACUGUUUAACCUGCUGUCAUUGUGCCUCGCUUGGUGCCUCGUUUCAUGAUUUAUACUUGACCUCUUUCGCAAAUGUGUCAUAAAGAUUGUUAUUAAAAAGACUAAUUGCUGA
Messenger RNA from Acanthochromis polyacanthus (spiny chromis), 4171 nucleotides. RefSeq names its product HERV-H LTR-associating 2b, tandem duplicate 1 (gene hhla2b.1). Gene Ontology annotation, biological process: negative regulation of T cell proliferation; cell surface receptor signaling pathway; immune response. The transcript is spliced from 8 exons. The record is from RefSeq and is a predicted model, not a curated record. Lineage: Eukaryota; Metazoa; Chordata; Actinopteri; Pomacentridae. Gene Ontology annotation, cellular component: external side of plasma membrane. The coding region runs from base 208 to 1521 and encodes 437 amino acids.